UUUUUUUUUUUUUUUCCGGGCGGCCCCGGCGGCUGCGUACUGGCUGUGGGAUGGGAAGUGAAGCCCCAGCGAGCGGCAGCGGCGGGGCUGUGAGCAGCAGCAGCGGCAGCCAGGGGGAGGCGGCGGCUCGUCGGUGAGCGGCUGGGAAGAGUGGAGCCCCGGCGGAGCGCCCGCGGGCACGAGCGGAGGCUUCACCAUGGCGAUUCGCAAGAAAAGCACCAAGAGCCCCCCGGUCCUGAGCCACGAAUUCGUCCUGCAGAAUCACGCGGACAUCGUCUCCUGCGUGGCGAUGGUCUUCCUGCUGGGGCUCAUGUUCGAGAUAACAGCAAAAGCUUCUAUCAUUUUUGUUACACUUCAGUACAAUGUUACCCUCUCAGCAACAGAAGAACAAACUACUGAGUCAACGUCCCUUUAUUACUGUGGUAUCAAAGAUUUGGCUACAGUUUUCUUCUACAUGCUAGUGGCGAUAAUUAUUCAUGCCAUAAUUCAAGAGUAUGUGUUGGAUAAAAUUAACAGGCGAAUGCAUUUCUCCAAAACAAAGCACAGCAAGUUUAAUGAGUCUGGUCAACUCAGUGCCUUUUAUCUUUUUUCUUGCAUUUGGGGCACAUUCAUUCUAGUAUCUGAAAACUACAUUUCAGACCCAACUAUUUUGUGGAGGGCUUAUCCCCAUAGCUUAAUGACGUUUCAAAUGAAGUUUUUCUACAUAUCACAACUGGCUUAUUGGUUUCAUGCUUUUCCUGAACUCUACUUCCAGAAAACCAAAAAAGAAGAUAUUCCCCGUCAGCUCGUCUACAUCGGCCUUUACCUCUUUCACAUUGCUGGAGCAUAUCUUUUGAACUUGAAUCAUCUAGGACUUGUUCUUUUGGUGCUGCAUUAUUUUGUUGAAUUUCUUUUCCACAUUUCCCGCCUGUUCUACUUUAGUGAUGAAAAAUAUCAGAAAGGAUUUUCUCUGUGGGCAGUUCUUUUUGUUUUGGGAAGACUUCUUACUUUAAUUCUCUCAGUACUCACUGUUGGCUUUGGCCUUGCAAGAGCUGAAAAUCAGAAGCUGGACUUCAGUACUGGAAACUUCAAUGUGUUGGCCGUUAGAAUCGCCGUUCUGGCAUCCAUUUGCAUUACUCAAGCUUUCAUGAUGUGGAAGUUCAUUAAUUUUCAACUUCGGAGGUGGAGGGAACAUUCUACUUCUCAGGCACCAGCUGUGAAGAAGAAGCCAGCAGUCACUAAAGGCAGGUCUUCUAGAAAAGGAACAGAAAAUGGCGUAAAUGGAACAGUUACUUCAAGUGGAGCAGAUUCUCCCCGUAAUAGAAAAGAGAAAUCUUCAUAAUGAAUUACAGUCUAAAUGAUUCAUGUCCCCAAAGAAAUCGGCUUUUUACUAUAUCUUUUAAGCACUAAAGAUUUUUUUGUUUGUUUGUUCUUGAAAAUACAGUUUAUGCUCUUUAAUUCUUGCUAUUGUACUGUUUCGUGCAUUUUUUUAAAAGGGUGUUGAGAAGAUGAUUACUACGAGUAAAAACAGAAUGUUUUAAAUUAGAUUAAGCUACCUGCCUUCAAAAUAGUUUAGGGACCACCCUGUAUUUUAUUCUGGUUUUUUUUAUCUUUGCAUAUUUUCUAAUGAUUUGGAAAGACAGCUAUUACAAAAAAAAAAAAAUCUACAUAUCAGUGAUACAGUUUCUUGUGCUUACCAAUUUUUUAUAUUAGCAAAAUGACCUAUUCCAGUAUGGUCAUAUUUUUUAAGUUAUCUUUCAGGGUAAAAUGGAAAAACUUUAAAGUUGGAUGUCAAAUUUUAAUAUGUUUUCAGUGUUCUCUAAUUUUUAGGAACUUUUGUAACCUUUACACCUGGGAAAAGUAUUUGUAAAUUCACCAAAAUAAUUGUGUUUUAUUUUCUAAGCAGUAGUUGUUAGUGUUACUUCCCCGCUUUUUAAAAAGAAAGACAGGCUGUUGGUUACAAUCUGAGGAGACGUAUUGCCACAGAUACUGAAUCAAAACAUCUUCUAUCAGCAUAAAAAUACUUGUGAUGUUCUAUCUUCUGCAUUUUCAACACUUAUAAGCUAGAAACCAGAAAAUGAAAUAUUUACUGCAGUGAAGAGAAUGUGGCUUAAGCCCUUUUUGGUGUUUGCUGAUGAUUCCUAGUGGGGCUCAUAUGAGCUCGGUGUGCGUAGAUAGCAUUGUUGGGAAUACUGUUUGACCUGAAAAGCCUUUUAAAAAAUAAUGCCUACUUGAUUUACAUCUAAAGAGAAUGUCAGGUAAUUAAUUAUAUUUGGAAAAUACUUAAUGCACUAACCUUAAAUUGAAAAUUCAGGUGGAUAAAUAGUCUUACAAAAGGUAGUGUUUUAUGUUAUAACUAUAGCUUUGGUCCCACCUUUAAUUGAGAAGCAUUUAUCUGUAUAAAACAUAUUUUUGGAUAAAUAUAUAUAUAUAUAUUUGUAUCUCUACAGAAAGGCUCUAAAAACAUUUGAGUAAAAUAUUUGGUUCCCUUUUCUAUAAUUACCCUUUAAAAUCCUCUGGCUAUAUUUUUGUUGUUGUUGUUGUUGUCUUUACAGUACAUAUAUUGCUCCUUUUGGUAUUCACAUCUUGUUCCCUGUUUCUCACUUUUGUCACCAAGCUAAUGUUUGUGACAUUUUUAGUAUGAAAGUUUCAGACCUGUUAGGUCUGCAAUUUAAUAAUAAGUUGUCAUGCUGCUAGAAAGUUGUGCUUUCUGUUUCCAGCUGUUUACCUACUUCCUGGGAAAAGUAGUAGCUCUCUGUAGCAUCAUGGAGUUUCAGUGGAACCAAAAUUUUGCCAUUAAAAGCUGGCAUUAUAUUGAACUACACAUUGGAAAAUCAAUCAAAAUAAACUUUUUACUUUUACAAGCGG
Molecule: messenger RNA, 2847 nt
Organism: Erinaceus europaeus (western European hedgehog)
Lineage: Eukaryota; Metazoa; Chordata; Mammalia; Eulipotyphla; Erinaceidae
Gene: TRAM1
Product: translocation associated membrane protein 1
Exons: 11
Coding region: 197-1321 (374 amino acids)
Biological process (GO): protein insertion into ER membrane; SRP-dependent cotranslational protein targeting to membrane, translocation
Cellular component (GO): endoplasmic reticulum membrane
Source: RefSeq, a predicted model, not a curated record